AUGGUGAUGAUGAUUCUUACCAAGGAGAAUGCUGUUAGAGAUUGGAAUGAAUUGAUGGGACCCACGGACCAUGAACUGGCAAAGGCAUCUUUUCCAAAUUCCCUGCGAGCUCAGUUUGACACAAGUAUUUUACGAAAUGGAUUUCAUAGUUCCUCCAGUAUAAAGCAUGCGAGACACUGCAUCAAAUUAUUUUUUGGAGAUACAAUCCUGGAUUCAUUUGGAGCUUCUCUAGAGGAGGAGCUGCCUGCUUCAGAAUCUCCAAGUCCUGCAGCGAGUGCUACUGCUGUCGAAUCUUCUGACUUCGUGGAUGUAGAAGCUCCCAAAGAUGAACAAGAAGUAACUACUUCUGAUACUACCCUGGCACCUGGGGCCGAAAUUGUACCUUCUGGUGAACCCCCUGAUGCCAGCACUGAAGGUGUAUCUUCUCCAGGUGAAGCCUCCGGUGCUGGCAUUGAAGGUAUAAUUGUUCCUGAUGAUAGCUCUGGUCCUGGCAUUGAAGAUAUGCCAGUCCCUGGUGAAAUCCCUGAUGCUAGCACCCAAGAAAUAACUGCUCCCUCUGAUGUUCCUGAAUCUGGCAUUGAAGAUGUACCUGCUCCUGUUGAAGUUGCUGGUGCCAGCUCUGAAGAAGUCCCUGCUCCUGGUGAAGCCCCUGAUGUCAGCACUGAAGAUGUACCUGUACCGGAGGAAGCCCCUGAUGCCAGCGCUGAAGAUGUACCUGCACCGGAGGAAGCCCCUGAUGCUAGUGUUGAAGAUGCACCUGCACCAGAGGAAGCUCCUGAUGCCAGUGCUGAAGAUGUACCUGCACCAGAGGAAGCCCCUGAUGCCAGUGUGCAUGCUGCAGCUGAUGGCUCUUGA
Molecule: messenger RNA, 855 nt
Organism: Rhincodon typus (whale shark)
Lineage: Eukaryota; Metazoa; Chordata; Chondrichthyes; Orectolobiformes; Rhincodontidae
Product: skin secretory protein xP2-like
Exons: 3
Coding region: 1-855 (284 amino acids)
Source: RefSeq, a predicted model, not a curated record